Molecule: messenger RNA, 1878 nt
Organism: Dujonia railenensis
Lineage: Eukaryota; Fungi; Ascomycota; Pichiomycetes; Serinales; Debaryomycetaceae
Source: the annotation of a GenBank genome assembly
AUGUCGCUUUCAAUCGGUAAUGAAUUGAAAGACUCCUUCAAACCGACAGCAAAUUGGAUAAAUAACAAUAUCAAUUGGCUAUCGGACAUAGAGGAGUUCUAUAGAGAACGUGCAACCAUUGAAUUGGAGUAUGCAAAUAAGUUGAAGCUACUCACAAAGAAGCACUUCGAUAAAAAGGCCAAGAUAUCUAGUGUGGUUUCGGUUGGUGACGAGCCUAAGAUCACUCCAGGGUCAUUAGAAUGUGCAAGUUUGGUUCUCUGGACCGACGUAUUAACUCAAACCGAAAACAUUGCCAAAGAAAAGAUCCAGUUGAGUACCGAGUUGAACUCGAAGGUUUCCGACAACGUCAACUCCUUAAAACAGAAAAGUGCCAGAAUCCAUAGGAAAAUAGAAAUGAUUCACGAGUUCUUAGAACACGACAAGAAGAAGUUAGAAGAUGAGAUUAACAAAUCCAAAAAGCAUUACGAUGGAUUGUGCCAACAAACGGAAUCCGUGCGCAGUAAGACUGAGAAGUCUCCAUCAUCUGAUAAGUAUAGCAAGAGACUUGCAGAGAAAGAAGUUGACAUGAAUGUUGGGAAGAAUGAGUACUUAAUUAAUCUUAAUAUUGCCAAUAGAUUGAAAGAUAAGUACUACUACCAAGAUAUACCUGAAGUUUUGGAUUACUUCCAGGAGUUAAACGAACUGAGAGUUGCCAUUUUAAACAAAUUGCUCAAGAAUGCUUCGAUUAUCGAAAGAAAUUCCAACGAUAGAGUAAAGGAGAAAUUGCAUACAAUUGACGGAACAAUUGACCAGAAUGACCCGAAGUUGGAUACGGCUAUGUUCAUUAAACACAACGUCUCCAACUGGAAGGAACCACAGGAUUUCUACUUCAUUCCAUGUGAAAUUUGGCACGACGAUGAAAGCUUGGUAGUGAAGGAGCCAGAAUUGACUCACUUAAAGAGGAUGUUGGCACAGGCAUCGUCUCAAAUAUCGAGAUUGGAAGAUGCCUGUUUAAAUACUAAGCAACAAUUGGAAGAAUCCACUGUAGAACGGAAGCCCAAUGGAGCAGAAGCUGGAGUAGAUUAUCUGGCUUUGACCUUGAAAUUCGAUGCAAGCUUGUACAAAUCUUUGCAAAUCUUAGAACAAUUCAUGAAAGAUGAUUCAAGCAGAGUUCAAUGUGAGGUCAAAAUUGAAGUUAUUCAAAAUUAUGCUGGGGACAGGGACUUGACAUACCAUGAGGUCAAGGAGAAGAAGAAAUCAAGAUUUGGAUUCUUAGGAGGUAGCAAGAGUAGUGGCACUCACGCUGUUACUGCAGAUCACAACGGAGAUUCGGGAAGCGAAGCUCAAUCUAUUCAUACGGUAAAAUCCAGCCAUUCCCACGGAGUAAGUGGCAUAUUUAAUUUGAGAAAGGGGAAAACCGACGGUUCAUUAGCAACAUCCUCAGGUGGUGGAGGCGCUGGUGGUGGUCUUGCUACUGGGAAGGCUCUUUACGACUAUGAUGCUCAGGGAGAUGACGAGGUAUCAAUGCAGCUUGGAGAUAUGUUGGUUGUGUUAGAGCUUGACGACGGUUCUGGAUGGACUUCCGUACAGCUGAACGGAGCACAAGGUCUUGUACCAACGAGCUACCUUGAGAUUCAGCAUGAUUCGGCAGAUGUGAGCAGGACUUCUAGCAGCAAGCCCAAGAGAGGGCCCAGUGUAGCACCAAAGAGGGGGGCCAGAAGAGUUCAGUAUGUGGAAGCUCUUUAUGAUUAUGAUGCAGAUGGGGAAGAUGAAAUCAGCAUUCGGGCUGGAGACAAGAUCAUCUUGCUACAAGAUGACACGGACGGCAGUGGAUGGACCGAGGGGGACUUGAACGGGAAGAAAGGGAUGUUCCCAACGAGUUAUGUGACGAAGGUUUAA